Funneliformis geosporum is the source of this 480-nucleotide messenger RNA. The record is from the annotation of a GenBank genome assembly. NCBI's taxonomy places the organism in Eukaryota, Fungi, Glomeromycota, Glomeromycetes, Glomerales, Glomeraceae.
AUGGAAUUGGCCGGAUUAAGUGUCGCACAAGCCAUCACAAGAGUUUACGAUAAUUCAAAAUAUCCUCGUGCAUUGAUCUGUUGUGGACCAGGAAAUAACGGUGGUGAUGAUUCUUCAUUCAAUGAUAAUGAUUUGAUCGUUGAUGCUAUAUUUGGAUUUAGUUUUUCCGGUGAAGUCAGACAACCUUUUGGUCAAGUUAUUCAGAGAUUAAAGGGAACAAACCUUCCUAUUGUGUCAGUUGAUAUUCCAUCAGCAUGGGAUGUAGAAAAAGGCAACAUUGAUAAUCGUGGGUUUACACCAUCAAUGUUGGUUUCUUUAACGGCACCAAAAUUAUGUGCAAAACAUUUUAAUGGUAAACACUUCCUUGGUGGCAGAUUUGUUCCUCCAGAAUUAGAAAGAAAAUAUGAAUUAAAUCUUCCGUCUUAUCCUGGUUCGGAUCAAGUUGUAGACAUUACUAAUGCACCAAAUGAGAAAUUAUAA